GUUCCCUCCUUCCUCCCAGCGGCGCGUCCCCGGCCGGCCGUGCGGCCGUCGCUGCGUCCGGGCGCCCCGCGAGCCGGAGGUGCCGAAGCGAGAGGCCCCGCGGCGGCGCGUGCGAGCGCGGCCGGACGGCAGAUUUGAUAAUGGGCUGCAUUAAAAGUAAAGAAAACAAAAGUCCAGCCAUUAAGUAUACACCGGAAAACCCUCCAGAGCCUGUAAGCACAAGUGCCAGUCAUUAUGGAGCGGAACCUUCUACAGUUGCCCCGACCUCCUCCACAAAAGGAGCAUCAGUUAAUUUUAACAGUCUUUCCAUGACACCAUUUGGAGGGUCCUCUGGGGUGACUCCUUUUGGAGGAACAUCUUCCUCAUUCUCAGUGGUGCCAAGUUCAUAUCCUGCAGGUUUAACAGGUGGUGUCACUAUAUUUGUGGCCUUAUAUGAUUAUGAAGCUAGAACUACAGAAGACCUUUCAUUUAAGAAGGGUGAAAGAUUUCAGAUAAUUAACAAUACGGAAGGAGACUGGUGGGAAGCAAGAUCAAUUGCUACUGGAAAGAAUGGCUAUAUCCCUAGCAAUUAUGUAGCACCUGCAGAUUCCAUUCAGGCAGAAGAAUGGUAUUUUGGCAAAAUGGGGAGAAAAGAUGCAGAAAGAUUACUUCUGAAUCCUGGGAAUCAGCGAGGUAUAUUCUUAGUAAGAGAAAGUGAAACUACUAAAGGUGCUUAUUCCCUCUCAAUUCGUGAUUGGGAUGAGGUAAGGGGUGACAAUGUGAAACAUUACAAAAUCAGAAAACUUGACAAUGGUGGCUAUUACAUCACGACCAGAGCUCAAUUUGAUACUCUGCAGAAAUUGGUGAAGCACUACACAGAGCAUGCUGAUGGUUUAUGCCACAAGUUAACAACUGUGUGUCCAACUGUGAAACCACAGACUCAAGGUCUAGCAAAAGAUGCUUGGGAAAUCCCUCGAGAAUCUUUACGACUAGAGGUUAAACUAGGUCAAGGAUGCUUUGGCGAAGUAUGGAUGGGAACAUGGAAUGGAACCACAAAAGUAGCGAUCAAAACACUAAAGCCAGGUACAAUGAUGCCAGAAGCAUUCCUUCAGGAAGCUCAGAUAAUGAAAAAAUUAAGACACGAUAAACUUGUUCCACUAUAUGCGGUUGUUUCUGAAGAGCCAAUUUAUAUUGUCACUGAGUUUAUGUCAAAAGGGAGCUUGUUAGAUUUCCUUAAAGAAGGAGAUGGAAAAUAUUUGAAGCUUCCACAGUUGGUCGAUAUGGCUGCUCAGAUUGCUGAUGGUAUGGCAUAUAUUGAAAGAAUGAACUAUAUUCAUCGAGAUCUCCGAGCUGCUAAUAUUCUUGUAGGAGAAAAUCUUGUAUGCAAAAUAGCAGAUUUUGGCUUAGCAAGAUUAAUUGAAGACAAUGAAUACACAGCAAGACAAGGUGCAAAAUUUCCAAUCAAGUGGACAGCUCCUGAGGCUGCACUGUAUGGUCGAUUUACAAUAAAGUCAGACGUGUGGUCAUUUGGAAUUUUACAGACAGAGCUGGUAACAAAGGGGAGAGUGCCAUAUCCAGGUAUGGUAAACCGUGAAGUGCUGGAACAAGUGGAGCGAGGAUACAGGAUGCCUUGCCCUCAGGGCUGUCCAGAAUCCCUCCAUGACUUGAUGAAUCUUUGCUGGAAGAAGGAUCCUGAUGAGAGACCAACAUUUGAAUAUAUUCAGUCCUUCUUGGAAGACUACUUCACUGCUACAGAGCCACAGUACCAACCAGGAGAAAAUUUAUAAUCGAGGCAGCCUGUGUGCGCAGAUCUGCUGAAACAUAGAGACCUUGUGUCAGUUCCUCCCGCACAGGAAUAAGAUGACACUAUUCGCUCUGCAUGUAAACUGGUAAACUGGAAUUCCAGAUAUGGUUGCACAAAACCACUUUUCCCCCCCAAGUGUUAAACUCUAAAGUACCAAUGAUGCAUCCUACAACUCACUUCAGGGUCCAAAGCAAGUAGAACUAAGAUAUUGUGACUGUAUGGGUGGUACCAUGGUAAGAAAGAGCAACAAGACUACUGUUUACUUAGUCGCUUCCUUUUCUUCCCCAGACUCAGAAUUGCUAAGAGAAAACUAUUUAUUGUUAUGGACAAAACUUGGGCCAUUAUACCACAGUAAAAUCUAAAAUCAAAGAACUUCCUGGGACCAAAUAAUUCCAUUCCAGCUUUUAAAUUUUCUUCCAUUUUUUUUCAAAAAAAAAAAAAAAAUUUUUUUUUAUUUUGUUUUUUCCAUUUAACAGUCGGCAUGCAGUCUUAACAGAGGCCUCCUUUGUGAGAAAAAGGGCCAAGUCUUCCAAAAGCAAAAAAUGAAUUACGAAUUAUAAAUGUCAUCAAAAACUUGAUUAAUGUGAGACCACAGCUAUGGGAUUUGCAAGCAUAAAACACUAUGCUCACACUUUAUUCAUAGAAAUGGAAAGUAGAAAAAAACAAAAUUUUCACUUCAGUCAUUUCUUGAACUGUUCAGCUUAAAAUAAUGAAGGUAACCAGAAAGUGGAUUAAUCUUUUACAAGCUUGUAUUGAUUUUUUAAAUAUAUAUAUAUAUGUGUAUAUAUAUGUAUAUAUAUAUGUGUGUAUAUAUAUGUAUAUAUAUAUAUACACAUAUAUAUAUAUACACACACAUAUAUACAACUGAAAUUAAACUAUCUAGUCCAAGGGAAAAUUUUUUUUAAUACUUGUAUAGCAUUUAAGCAGUCAGUUAAAAAAGCACAGAUGGAGCACUGUGAGGCGUUGCUAAUAUGCGUUUAUGGUGAUGCCUCCACAGACAGAAAACAUCACUAGAUCAGGGACUUGGAUGCACUUUGCUUGUAUUGAGUAUAAAACAGAAGAGAGAAAAUGUAUUUAAAGAAGUAUGAGAGAAGAGAAUGUGAAAGUUUUACAGGUAUUGGGAUGGGAGGAAUGUUUAAUGUUGGUGUUGUGGAGUGACAACAUGGCUUUGCUGGCACUCAGAGUUCCUUAUUAGCCGUUUUCUUAGACUUUAAAAGUUAUAAAGAAUAUACUAAUAUUUCAUACACUAAAUAAGUUUUACUUCCUCAAAAUAGUGACGAUAAGGCUUUACACUAAUUUCAGUGGCCCAGCUUUUAUACAAAACUUUUUAGAACACCAAUUUUCAAAUCUAUGUUUGAAACUUGUAAUUUCAAAUAUGCUUGAUGGUUAUAUUUUCGUUUUAUAAUUAAUUUGAAGAAGAAUACUUAUUCUGAGUACCAUAAUUUAAAGGGGCAAAAUUUUGCCUAUUUAAAGUGCAGAAGUUAAACAUCCAAAAUGGGAGUUUUUCUAACUCAGCAAUUAUGAGAUGUUAAUUUGAACUGAGUAGUGUUAAUGGUUUAAGUCUAGCAAGGGAAAACAGUCUGCUAAAUAAAAUAAAAGUUUCUAAUAUUUAUGUUUUAAAUGCUGUGCUUUAUAAUUACACUUUAAGGUAUAUCAAUUUCUUUUACUUUUAGCAUAUGAUUAUGAACUACCAUCAUUUUAAUCGCUAAAUUUAAAGAUCUGUGCCAUGGUAAAUAUGUUCAAAUCUAAAUCUUUUUAAAUGUGACAAGUGAGCUUAAUGCAAGUUGGCAAAAGUUCUGGUACUAAAAGUUGUAUUUGUUUUUCUUUUUAUUUAACCUAUUUAGUACCAAAUCCUCUGCCAAGAGGGUCUCCUGAGAAGAGUGGGUCCUUAUUUGCCCUGAUACCUGCAGUCUGUGACAUGAGUGUUCUAAAGGGCUUCGUGUAAACUAUGGUAUUGUAGUUUAUCUAAUCAUUUUUUAAAGGUAGUAAGAUUAUGUUUAUGUACUAAUGCUGAUCAGAAAAAUAAGACAGGAAAAGUUGAUGGCAUUCUUUAGAUCUCUAAAAUGUAAUGUUUUUUUAUAUUUUAACUGAACAGAGCAGUUCCUUCUAAUAACAUUUGUAUAGUAAGGGUACAGCAUUAACUUAAUGUGUAUUCAGUUUAAAUUGUUAUGUAUUUUUAAAUUGUCAAGGAAAAGAAACAGUUUUGUACAUUUAAACAUUUUUUUUCUCAGCGACUUUCAUCUUCAUUGUCUUAAAAUGAAACUUUAACCCUUACCAAAAAAGGAAGCUGGCAAAAACAGCCUUCUAGCACAAACACUUUUUAAAUAAAUAAUGGUAGCCAAAAACAAUAUUUUUAUAAAAUAUUGUAAUAUUGUUUUGUGGAUAAUUAAAAUAAAAAUUCUUUGUUGAAUGCA
Molecule: messenger RNA, 4197 nt
Organism: Meriones unguiculatus (Mongolian gerbil)
Lineage: Eukaryota; Metazoa; Chordata; Mammalia; Rodentia; Muridae
Gene: Yes1
Product: YES proto-oncogene 1, Src family tyrosine kinase
Exons: 12
Coding region: 141-1766 (541 amino acids)
Biological process (GO): cell surface receptor protein tyrosine kinase signaling pathway; innate immune response; cell differentiation
Cellular component (GO): extrinsic component of cytoplasmic side of plasma membrane
Molecular function (GO): non-membrane spanning protein tyrosine kinase activity; signaling receptor binding; ATP binding
Source: RefSeq, a predicted model, not a curated record